AAAGGGUGAAGAGCAGCAAUGAGAGGAAGCUGCAUGAGAAAUCUUCUCCUGCAAGGACGCCCAGCUUUGUGGAAUCCCGCUACGAGAAGUAACAACUUGAGCAAGCCCAACAUUGCUUUUCCGCAUUUUAGAUUCUUCGCCUCUGGAGCUCGUGGAGAAAAUAGCAUGUUAAACACGACAGUCGAAGAACUCCUGAAACAGAAAGACAAGUCCUCGCUGAUUUGGUGCCAUCCUCAUGACAGUGCAUAUGACGCAGCCAAGAAGAUGACACAACAUGACGUUGGAGCUUUGGUGGUCGUCAAGCCUGGAGAGCGCAAGUUGAUUGCAGGAAUUAUAACAGAAAGAGACUAUAUGAGAAAGGUCGUUAUACAGGAAAGGUCCCCCAAAGCCACCAAGGUGGGAGAUAUCAUGACCGGCGAGAACAAGCUCAUAACCGUGGCUUCUGACACCAGCCUUCUUCAAGCAAUGCAACUGAUGACAGAAUACGGAAUCAGGCACGUGCCUGUCAUAGACGAGAAGAUGACGGCGAUUAUCUCCAUAAGAGAUGUCAUUCAAGCAAUAGUGGAGGAGCAAGAGAAAGAGCUAAAGCGCUUGAAUGAGUUCAUCCAACGAGGCUAUUAAAGCUCUUU
Molecule: messenger RNA, 629 nt
Organism: Nymphaea colorata (pocket water lily)
Lineage: Eukaryota; Viridiplantae; Streptophyta; Magnoliopsida; Nymphaeales; Nymphaeaceae
Product: CBS domain-containing protein CBSX3, mitochondrial-like
Exons: 5
Coding region: 19-621 (200 amino acids)
Source: RefSeq, a predicted model, not a curated record